AUGAACAAAAAUGUGGGCGCUUUGCGAAUGUUUUUCGGGACCUUAUUAACGCCAGAAGGUCGAGCGAUUCCAUGUGAUCACUAUGCGCCAAUGUUCAUCGCUGAUAUCACUUGCUUUCUCAUUAUUAUCUUCGGAUAUUCGAGCUUUGGAACAGACUCUUCGGGCGGUGAUGUCACGGCAUACUUCUCAGAGAAUAAGGUACCGGGCACUCUCGUCUCAAUGCUAAUCAUUCAAUUCGUCCUGAUCAUCUUUGAUCGAGCACUCUUUUUACGCAAAUUUCUCAUUGGAAAGAUUUUCUUUCAAAUUUUCUUAAUCAUCUUUGUGCAUAUUUGGAUGUUUUUCUAUUUGCCCGCUGCCACUGAUCGACUCUUCAUCAACAACACAACGUGCAAAUUUUGGUACUUCAGUAAAGUGAUCUACUUUAUCAUAUCAGCGAAACAGAUCCGAUCCGGUUACCCGAAACGAAGCAUUGGAAAUAUUAUGACUAAUUCGUAUUCGAGAAUCAAUUUGUACCUAUAUCAAUUAUUCAUGAUGGUUCCUUUCCUUUUCGAGCUGCGUUGUUUAAUGGAUUGGAUCUGGAAAGAUACUGCUCUUGAUGUCGGUGACUGGUUUCUUUUCAAUGAGAUCUUCUCUCAUAUCUCGAUGUUGAAAUGCUCUCAAAAAGUCAAUCAAGAACAGAUUGAAUCGAAAAGCUCAAAGAAAGUCUCUCUUGAGAAAUAUGUGAAGGGCGGGAUUUUGUUGGUGAUAAUAGUUUUCCUCAUCUGGUUUCCACUUGUGCUCUUCUCGAUGGCGAACACAGUCGGCUUUCGGAGUCUUCCCGUUGAGUGCUCCGUUCAGUUAACGAUUUCUGGAUUUCAGCCUUUGUACGAAUCAACAGCUCAACUUGGAAACAUUCGUCAUCUUUCCGAGGAAGAGUACGAGAGAUUGCAAUUCCCGUAUAGACUUAGCAAAGGAGCUCAAUCGUACAUGUCGGACUACGAGUGUGAGGAUGUCGUUAAAGCAGAGAUAAAUGGCAACUCGACAUCUCGUUGGAUGAUCAGUCCUCCAUCUCGACAAGCGCUCAUCGCUCAACUCGAACAUCAACCAAAAGUCGACUUUAAGUUUAGCUGGUUUUUUAAGAGAGCCCCGGAUCCAAAUCUUCAAUUCGGUGUGGCUGAAGAUUUUCGAAUAUUGUCACUCAAUUCGACUCAUCCCGCUCGUCAGCAUCUCAUCAAUAUGUUAAAAGGAGAACACAAUGCAACUGUACGGAUACCGAACGUUUUCCCGGCAUUGAUGAAAGUGCCACCAGAUGGAAAAGCUGAUGCUGUCGGUGCAUUGCUUGGAGAGCACGCAAAGUCUGGUACCCCGAUAAACAACUCGUUUUCGGACAUUCUCCUCUCACUGAAUAAAGAGGAAUCACACGAGUGGUGGACGGUAAAAAUGAUCGAUCGACACUUUGAUCCGGUGAAAAUCACUGAAGAGGAGGUGCUGAAUGGGAUCAUUGUUUAUGGAUUUGUUGACAAGGUUUUCUCUACGUCAUUCCUUGUGCAAUUUUUGACUGGUGGCGGGAUUUUGGGCCUCUACUUGUCCCUCGUUUUGUUGGUAGGGAAAUUCAUGCGCGACAUGGCCACGGGUUCGAUGCCGAAAAUCAUGUUCGAUCAACUGCCGAAUGUGGACGAUAUUCUCCAAAUGUGCUUAGAUAUCAUGCUGGUCCGAGAAGCGGGUGAAAUGGAAUUAGAGGAGGAGCUCUUCGGGCGUUUAAUUUUCCUCUUCCGCUCACCAGCUCUUCUCAUCAAAAUGACAAGGGAUAAAGGAAGAGAAACA
Messenger RNA from Mesorhabditis belari, 1803 nucleotides. The record is from the annotation of a GenBank genome assembly. Lineage: Eukaryota; Metazoa; Nematoda; Chromadorea; Rhabditida; Rhabditidae.